AUGGCCUCCCCGUUCCACAUCUCUCGACACGAGCAAGUCGAGCUAGAGCGCAACGAAGCCUUCCGAGUAAUGCGCGAACAGCUCCGCCGCCAAGAAUGCGGCAUGGAGCGACCGAGUUUCUGCGCCGGCCAUCGCCACGCCUGCACCGCCGCCGAACAGGAAACCUUCCGUCUCCACCGCGAUAUCAUCCACACCCUCCUCGUCCCUCUUUUCCUAAUCAACCACCAAGCCGAGCGCAUCGCCGCCCGCACCCUCCCCAGCCAGAAAGGCGCCGAGCCCGAACGCGCAUUCCGCGGCGAAGCCCGCAGCGCCUUCGCCUGGCUGAACUGCAUCCUCACCGAGGAACACGACUGGUACCUCACAGCCCGCUGUCCGGCGUGCAUCGUCCAGCACGUGCUGCACUCGGAGCCGACGAUCCGCUUCGUCACGGUCGCCUCGCAGCUCGCGGGCACGCGUUCCGGCUUCCAGUGCUGGCUGAACGCCCUCGAGACCGCUGUCUGCGAAGACCCCUUCUGGGGCGAUGCUUUCUGGCCGGAUAUCGAGGAGCGCGCGUCCCGUCUGACGGACGGCGUGCAGCAGCUCGUCCGGCAGUGCUACGAGCUCAGCACGACCCUCGAUAACCCGGCUCGGGUGAACCCGUCGCUGGGCAAGACCCCCAUGCCUAUCUACGGCAGUCGCUCCACCAUCCCCCUGAAGCCGUCUAGUCUCGCGCGGAAACAGGUCCGGCUGACGCGCGAGGAGCAGAGAUACCGCGCUUCGCUGCGGAAUUGCUCGCAGGAGAUGAGACAGCCGCUGGCCGGCUGUACUACUGCGACUCAGUCUCGGCGCCGGUCGCUAACUUCAUGA
Penicillium roqueforti is the source of this 846-nucleotide messenger RNA. RefSeq lists its product as uncharacterized. The transcript has a single exon. The record is from RefSeq and is a predicted model, not a curated record. NCBI's taxonomy places the organism in Eukaryota, Fungi, Ascomycota, Eurotiomycetes, Eurotiales, Aspergillaceae. Bases 1 to 846 code for a protein of 281 amino acids.